AUGGACCGUUGUCCCAGUGGUUAUCUGAUCAUCGCCAGCCUCUCUGGAAUCAUCUUCGGUAUCGGACUGAUAGCCACGACACCCUCUGAAUGGAGCCAGGCGGAGCGCCUAAGUAGCCUGUCACAAUCAGAGUUUGAAAAGGUAAGGCUGAAGGCUGUUAAAGAGGUGGCCCACCGAUUUAACCAGGAGGAGCCAACCUACCAGAGAAUUAACCUUACCUCCUUUUCGAGGGCCAGGGCCAUGGUGAACCCAGAGACCCAGCCGAAUACGACAGGUGAACUCCAGGUUGGAAUCCUGAAAGCCAAUUUCUGCCAGGAGACCACCCUAGUAUCCAAAAGUGCACCUUUAUGCACUGAACCUGGCCUGUUCCUGCUUUGCGGGCACUCAGCUUAUCGGUGUGUGCCAAAGGACUGGGACGGGCGAUGCACUAAAGUGUUCCUAGUCCCAAGUGUCACAAUCCGAACCACGGGAGAAGUCCAGCAGGCGCUCCAACACCAGGAGCCUUACCGGGUGAAAAGAGCAGCAGGAGCAGCUAUUGCAAUAGGAGCGGGCCUAGCUAUAGGCAUAGGAACCAGCGCAGGAGCCCUGGGUCUGUCAGCCACCACAUACCACAAGCUAUCAACCCACCUUAGCCAGGAUAUGGAUCAAAUAGCAGACUCACUUGCCACCCUCCAGCAGCAGAUAAACUCCUUGGCUGAAGUAUCCCUGCAGAAUAGUGCCUCCGUUCCCAGGCUGCAGCUCCAGUUCACUCCGCCAAGGGGCGCCAGCCCCCGGCUUCUAGGAAUCCAGCUCUGCAGGGCGCUGAGGCUGGAGAGGAACGUCCGGUCUCCUAGGCAACGAUGUCAACUUCCGGUUUGCGGCGAGGACUUGGUUGCCGGACCGUAUCGAGACCGGUUCUCCCGAGCCGCCGAGCUGGAGUUGGAACUGGAACUCCGUGAGACCGGGGCUCCGGCUGCCGGGAAGCGGCUUCUCCAGGCUGAGGCCGGGGCGGAGAAUGAGCCGGAGGCAGUGGCAGGCUCCCGGCGGAGCGGCGGCGGCGGGAGCUUGCUGCGCUGGUUCGUCACCUUGAUCCUGUGUGCCGCCUUCCUGGGGCUGGGAUUGAGUGUCUCUAUCCUGGGACCCACCUUUCAAGAUUUGGCAACAAAUGUAAACCAUAAUAUCAGCAGUCUUUCUCUGAUUUUUGUGGGCCGUGCCUUUGGAUAUUUGAGUGGCUCUGUGAUUGGCGGAGUUCUUUUUGAUGCUAUGAAUCAUUUUCUACUUUUGGGCAUGUCGAUGCUGGCCACCACAGUGGGUCUUUACCUCGUUCCGUUUUGUAAGAGAGCAGUGUUACUGAUUGUCAUGAUGUCCGUCUUUGGUGUUUCAAUGGGCAUUCUGGAUACAGGUGGUAACGUUUUAAUCUUGGCCAUUUGGGGGGACAAAGGAGCCCCGCAUAUGCAGGCCUUACACUUCAGUUUUGCCUUGGGUGCCUUUUUGGCCCCGCUGCUGGCUAAGCUGGCCCUGGGCACGAUGGUGUCUGCCGGAAACCGCACAGAGGCCAACUUCAGCCAUUCUCUCGACCAGCCAUCGGAAGCGGACCCAGGACCUCUGUUCGGAGUACCUGACAAUGUGAAUUUACUGUGGGCUUAUAUUAUUAUCGGGACUUAUAUUUUUGUAGUUUGUAUAUUUCUUUUUGUUCUGUUUUUAAAGAAAAGCUCACAGCAGGAUAAAGCAAAAGCUUCUGCUCAGAGAUCUCGAAGAGCUAAAUAUCACAAUGCCCUUCUUUGUCUCCUUUUUCUGUUUUUCUUUUUUUAUGUUGGAGCUGAGGUAACUUACGGCUCUUACGUUUUCUCAUUUGCAACCACCCAUGCCGGCAUGGCCGAAAGUGAAGCGGCUGGGUUGAACUCCAUCUUCUGGGGGACCUUUGCAGCCUGCAGGGGCCUGGCGAUCUUUUUUGCUACGUGUUUACAACCUGGGACAAUGAUUGUGUUGAGCAACAUUGGCAGCCUGGUGUCAUCUUUAUUUCUGGUGCUUUUUAACAAGAGUGCAGCUUGUCUGUGGAUAGCAACCUCAGUGUAUGGGGCCUCGAUGGCAACCACGUUCCCCAGUGGUAUUUCUUGGAUUGAGCAGUACACGACCAUCCAUGGGAAAGCGGCAGCAUUUUUUGUAGUGGGUGCUGCCCUGGGAGAAAUGGCUAUUCCCGCAGUCAUCGGAAUUCUUCAAGGAAAAUACGCUGAUUUACCUGUAGUUUUGUACACCUCUUUGGGGGCAGCAAUAGCCACUGCUGUUUUAUUUCCUGUGAUGUAUAAAUUAGCCACCUCACCUCUCCAUCGUCAGCAAAAAGAACACAGAAAAAGUGAGGACCAGAAAGCUUUGCUCUCUAGCUCUGGACUAAAUGACUAUGAGGAAGAGAAUGAAGAAGAUGAUGCAGAAAAAUGGAAUGAAAUGGAUUUUGAAGUCGUUGAAAUGAAUGAUACAAUGAGGAGCUCUGUAAUAGAGACAUCUAGAAGUAUUUUGAGGGAGCCCACAGCAGAAGUCUCCAGCCAGUUCCACUCAAAUGCAUUAGUGUGUGAAUUCUCCCCGGUUAAUACUGGCAAGUCCCCUGUGAGUCAGUUGCAAGAAACCAGGACAAAAGGGACUAAUACUUAGCAAAGGUGGAUUUACUGACUUUCUGAAUAAUUGCCAGUUCUCAAGAGGUCAGUCAGAGCAGGGCAUUAGCAGAUUUUCAGCAUGCUUUGGGGAUCCAAAUGUCUAGGUCAGAGUAUAGCAAAUGCUAAAAAGCUUUGACAUGUUCUGUAAUUCCCAGAGCCUUCCAUGAAGAACCGGUGGUGUCAUGUUGCAGGAUCUUGUGAGGCUAGUGUUUGGCCUGUGGCUAAUUAGGUAAUAUUUUAUGGUCUUCACCUCUCAGAGCAUGCAAAGAAUAUUGAUUAAUAGAACAAAUUAUCCAUCAUCUGUAUUUUACCAGGGAAGUUGCAGACAGUCAUUUCAUAAUACAGCCUCUUUGAAAAUUGGACAGAGAUUGUUAUUAAUUAUUUUACCCUGCCUGUAGCGUUGGACCACAGGAUGCUAAUGCCUCAUUUGAUUUUGAGUUCCACGAAGAGAACACAGCACAGGGCCUUAAAGACAUGGCCUCAAGCCUUGACUGCUGCCUCCAAGCCUUAUGGCCCUUACGGCCCUGCGCUCAGUCACUUAACUCACCCAGGCCUCCUUCAUCUCACCUUUUGCUCUGUGAUUACCUGAUACUUUGAGUCACACACACCUACUUUCUAUAAGUGAAAAUGAGACGAUUUUCAAACUAGGAAUCCAUAAGUUUUAAUGUUUGUGUAAGAUAUCUGCUAGAAAUUAAUAUAAGUGCCACACCAUUCUUCAUUUCAAGUGAGAGGUGAAACAAAAUUGAUAGCUUCAAGAAUGUGCUGCUGAUUAUGAAUACAUUUCAAUUUAAGAAACUCAAUGUUUAAUGCUUUAUUUGAAUUAUCUGAGGAAUACAUUUUUUAAGUACUGUAUUUCAUCGAUUCUAAGAUGCACCUCUUUUUUUCUUCACAUUUUUAACAUCUCUGAAAUCAGAAUGUCUUA
Molecule: messenger RNA, 3549 nt
Organism: Pteronotus mesoamericanus
Lineage: Eukaryota; Metazoa; Chordata; Mammalia; Chiroptera; Mormoopidae
Gene: SLC60A2
Product: major facilitator superfamily domain containing 4B
Biological process (GO): transmembrane transport
Source: RefSeq, a predicted model, not a curated record